AUGCAACGAUCUUUGCUUCCAUUCAUAUUAGUUCCUUUGACUUUAUUAUGCUGGCUAAGAGCUUAUAUUCUUUAUCACGAGGCAGUUGCUAGUCUUUAUGGUGUCCAAAGAACGAUCCCUUCAAAGAAUGUGUCGGUUGAUUUACCAAAGUAUGAUAAUCUUACCAUUGGUGACCGACGAGAAAAUAUCUUCUAUUUUAUGCAGGUAUCCGAUUUACACAUAUCCAAAUAUUAUAAACCUGGUGGUGCUUCUCACUUUUUAUACUUUCUUUCCACCGCCCUUCCUGUUGUUUCGCCUUCUUUUGUGCUUGUAACUGGAGAUUUAACUGAUGGGAAAGAACAAUACUAUGGUAGAUCGGGUCAGAACGUUGAUGAAUGGGCAACCUAUCAAACUGCAUUACAAGAAUCUGGAAUUCUCGAUCGCCCGGACUUUUGGUACGAUCUGCGUGGAAAUCAUGACUGUUUUAACGUGCGUUCUUGGGAUAGUGAGCAAAACUUGUACAAACUAUAUAGCGUGGUAAAAAAAAGAGGAUUUGAUUUUACGGUAGAAAAGACUUUUGGUCGAUAUAGAUUCAUUGGAAUUGAUGCAUGUCCAAAAUCUGGACCUUCAAGACCUUAUAAUUUCUUUGGUUAUUAUGAGAUCAGUGAUAUGGAUCGAUUAUCUGAAAAAUUAUUAGAUAAGUCGAUGGCAUCCAAUCACACCUUUUUGGCUACAUUAUCAUAUGGAAAAACUUCUAAAGGCGAAUCUUUCGAGGAUUUAUCAGAGCAUAUCAGCGUUUACAUGUGUGGUCAUUUACAUAAACUUGCUUUGGGUCUUGGUGAUCAUUUACAGAUAUACCGAUCCACUAAUUAUUUAGAAUUAGAACUAGGAGAUAUGAAAGUUAAUGCUGUGUAUCGUAUAAUAGCUAUCGACCAUGAUUUAGUCAGCUAUACUGAUGUUCAACUACCUCUACCCGAAAUUCCUCUAAAAACUCCUCCUUCACCCGCGGAAGGUUUCUCAGUUUUACCUGAAAAAUUACCCUAUCCACCGGUCAUCUUGAUUACCAAUCCUAAAGGUUCCGCAUACACUAUGAAAUAUCACGAGCCUGUGCACAGAAUAAAAGAUAGCACACAUAUAAGAUUGUUGAUAUUUUCAGAUCAUGCUAUAGAUACUGUUUCCAUCUUUUUAGAUGGAAAGUUACAUGAUCAAGAUGUACAUUAUAAAGGAAAUUCUAAGAAUGAUAAAGAAUAUAUUCCGCUUUGGACUUCUCAAUGGAAUCCUUCAAAUUUUGAUGAUGGUAAAAAUCACGUAAUUGUUGUCAAAGCUCAUGAUACUUCGGGUCAAGUGGGUGAAAGUAAGUUAAUAUUUCGCGUAGAUGGUGUAAGAAGUAAUAUGGAUGGUGGCAUUAGUGAAUUUUUAAUGUUUCUAGAUUGGGCUGUGGUGGCUCGAUCUUCGUUUUUUAUUGGUCAUGUAUCACUCACAAUUUAUCUGCUUGCUUCGAAAUUAUAUGUUGCUUAUAAUCCAAAUCAUCAUUUGAUUACUUCAUUUCAUACUUCCAAAAAAACAAUUCCUGAAUCCUUCUUCCGUAACAUGAUUACUUCAUCACCGCAAAGUGGUUAUGGCUUAUUCUGGUUAUACGGCAUCCAAAAUUUCCAUAAUUUAAGAUGGCUACCAUCAGCAGAUACAUGGAUGCAUGGUUCAUUAGAUCUCCUCUUUUCAGUCAUUAUUGUUGUAAUAUGGUUUGUGAUUAUUACAGGUGAUAGGAGAUGGAGAACCAAAUGGUUAUUGUGGGGAAUUAUACUUUGGUUAUGGAGAGGAUCAGAAUUAUACAAAUUGUCACAGAUCUAUGGACAUUUUGUCUUUUGGGCAAAUAUACAAACAUUUUGGUGGCUCUUUUGGGGAUGGUACGGAAUUUCAAAAGGAAUAGUAAGCUAA
Molecule: messenger RNA, 1914 nt
Organism: Dentiscutata erythropus
Lineage: Eukaryota; Fungi; Glomeromycota; Glomeromycetes; Diversisporales; Gigasporaceae
Source: the annotation of a GenBank genome assembly